This is a messenger RNA of Salvelinus namaycush (lake trout), 1055 nucleotides long. Its product is annotated as protein FAM72A-like. The record is from RefSeq and is a predicted model, not a curated record. Bases 588 to 1031 code for a protein of 147 amino acids. Gene Ontology annotation, cellular component: cytosol. NCBI's taxonomy places the organism in Eukaryota, Metazoa, Chordata, Actinopteri, Salmoniformes, Salmonidae. The transcript has 4 exons.
AAACACAACAGCGAAGCUAGCUGGCUAUUACUUUGUACUGAAUCUGUGACCGCAACGAAUUAACGUUAGUUACUGAACAAAGAAUCUGGGAAAUUGUUUCGUUGAAGAGCAUCUGGGAAAUUGUUUCGUUGAAGAGCAGGUUGAAGAUAAAUUGAAAAUGGCAAGAGCUAUUCUGAACAUCUGAUGAUGCUGUGUUAUUAUGGUCACUCUCGUGACGUUAGCUUGUGGCUCUGUUUUGACAAGUAGAUAGCUACUGUAGAUUGCUAUCAACCACAUUACUCGCUAUCAACAAGGAUCGAUAACUAUCUAGCUAAACCUCCAAUAUAACAUUAGACGUGGAAACGUCUAAUUUGUGGCUUCUCUUUUAUAAUUCACCUGCUGCUAACUUCCAGCUAACUGUUGAUAGCUAGUCAACGAACUAGCUAGCUAUUUAGUAACAAUAAUAGUGAAUAGUUAGCUAGCUAAAUAGCGUUUUAAAUAACAUUAGCGUCAGAUCAGCUACCAUUGCUACAUUGAUUGAUCUGUUCUGACGCACAUUUCCUCUGGACAUUGGGAUUCGAAAGCUAGAAGAACAGUAUUUAAAGAGCAUGUCUACCUCCAACUUCAAAAACAAAUGUGUCACUCAAGUGAAUUGUAUAUACUGUGAGAGUCUACUCUGCACAAGAGGAAUGAAGGCAGUGCUUCUCGCAGACACAGAAAUUGAGCUGUUCUCUACUGACAUACCGCCCAACAGAAGUGUUGACUUUGUGGCCAGCUGCUACUCUACAGAGAGCUGCAAAUGCAAACUGAGAGACAUCGCCUGUCUGAAAUGUGGUAAUUUUGUGGGGUAUCACGUGGUAGCCCCAUGUAAGCCCUGCCUGCUGUCCUGUAACAAUGGCCAUUUCUGGAUGUUUAACAGUGAUGCUGUGUCCACCCUUAACAGAUUGGAUGCUACAGGUUUGAACCUAUUGCUGUGGGGAGACCUUCCCGAGCUGGAGGACAGCGAGAACGAGGGAUCAGACACCCCAUCGGAGGAGGAGUGCAUCAGGUAGAGAGAGAUGGAUGACCGAUGGAAG